Molecule: messenger RNA, 4215 nt
Organism: Symphalangus syndactylus (siamang)
Lineage: Eukaryota; Metazoa; Chordata; Mammalia; Primates; Hylobatidae
Gene: ELAC2
Product: elaC ribonuclease Z 2
Biological process (GO): mitochondrial tRNA 3'-end processing
Cellular component (GO): mitochondrion
Molecular function (GO): 3'-tRNA processing endoribonuclease activity
Source: RefSeq, a predicted model, not a curated record
UUGAUUGGCUGGAUCCGCCAUGCGGAGCGGCUAGGUGGUGCACGGGGCACGCGAGCGUAGGUGACCGGCGGCUUUCUCAGUUUUGGUGGAGACGGGCGCAUGUGGGCGCUUUGCUUGCUGCUGCGGUCCGCGGCCGGACGCACCAUGUCGCAGGGACGCGCCAUAUCGCAGGGACCCGCCCGCCGCGAGCGGCCGCCGAAGGACCCGCUGCGGCACCUGCGCACGCGAGAGAAGCGCGGACCGUCGGGGUUCUCCGGCGGCCCGAACACCGUGUACCUGCAGGUGGUGGCAGCGGGCAGCCGGGACACGGGCGCUGCGCUUUACGUCUUCUCCGAGUUCAACCGGUAUCUCUUCAACUGUGGAGAAGGCAUUCAGAGACUCAUGCAGGAGCACAAGUUGAAGGUUGCUCGCCUGGACAACGUAUUCCUGACACGAAUGCACUGGUCUAAUGUUGGGGGCUUAAGUGGAAUGAUUCUUACUUUAAAGGAAACCGGGCUUCCAAAGUGUGUACUUUCUGGACCUCCGCAACUGGAAAAAUACCUCGAAGCAAUCAAAAUAUUUUCUGGUCCAUUGAAAGGAAUAGAACUGGCUGUGCGGCCCCACUCCGCCCCGGAAUACAAGGAUGAAACCAUGACAGUUUACCAGAUCCCCAUACACAGUGAACAGAGGAGGGGAAAGCAUCAACCAUGGCAGAGUCCAGAAAGGCCUCUCGGCAGUCUCAGUCCAGAGCGAUCUUCAGACUCCGAGUCGAAUGAAAAUGAGCCGCACCUUCCACAUGGUGUUAGCCAGAGAAGAGGGGGCAGGGACCCUUCCCUGGUCGUAGCUUUCAUCUGUAAGCUUCACUUAAGGAGAGGAAACUUCUUGGUGCUCAAAGCAAAGGAGCUGGGCCUUCCAAUUGGGACAGCUGCCAUCGCUCCCAUCAUUGCUGCUGUCAAGGACGGGAAAAGCAUCACUCAUGAAGGAAGAGAGAUUUUGGCUGAAGAGCUGUGUACUCCUCCAGAUCCUGGUGCUGUUUUUGUGGUGGUAGAAUGUCCAGAUGAAGGCUUCAUUCAACCCAUCUGUGAGAAUGCCACCUUUCAGAGGUACCAAGGAAAGGCAGAUGCCCCCGUGGCCUUGGUGGUUCACAUGGCCCCAGAAUCUGUGCUUCUGGACAGCCGGUACCAGCAGUGGAUGGAGAGGUUUGGGCCUGACACCCAGCACUUGGUCCUGAAUGAGAACUGUGCCUCAGUUCACAACCUUCGCAGCCACAAGAUUCAAACCCAGCUCAACCUCAUCCACCCGGACAUCUUCCCCCUGCUCACCAGUUUUCCCUGUAAGGAGGGCCCCACCCUCAGCGUGCCCAUGGUUCAGGGUGAAUGCCUCCUCAAGUACCAGCUCCGUCCCAGGAGGGAGUGGCAGAGGGAUGCCAUUAUUACUUGCAAUCCUGAGGAAUUCAUAGACGAGGCACUGCAGCUUCCCAACUUCGAGCAGAGUGUGCAGGAGUACAGGAGGAGUGUGCAGGACGGCCCAGCCCCAGCAGAGAAAAGAAGUCAGUACCCAGAAAUCAUCUUCCUUGGAACAGGGUCUGCCAUCCCGAUGAAGACUCGAAAUGUCAGUGCCACACUUGUCAAUAUAAGCCCCGACACGUCUCUGCUACUGGACUGUGGUGAGGGCACGUUUGGGCAGCUGUUCCGUCAUUAUGGAGACCAGGUGGACAGGGUCCUGGGCACCCUGGCUGCUGUGUUUGUGUCCCACCUGCACGCAGAUCACCACACGGGCUUGCUAAAUAUCUUGCUGCAGAGAGAACGAGCCUUGGCGUCUUUGGGAAAGCCGCUUCACCCUUUGCUGGUGGUUGCCCCCAACCAGCUCAAAGCCUGGCUCCAGCAGUACCACAACCAGUGCCAAGAGGUCCUGCACCACAUCAGUAUGAUUCCUGCCAAAUACCUUCAGGAAGGGGCUGAGAUCUCCAGUCCUGCAGUGGAAAGAUUGAUCAGUUCGCUGUUGGGAACAUGUGAUUUGGAAGAGUUUCAGACCUGUCUGGUGCGGCACUGCAAGCAUGCGUUUGGCUGUGCGCUGGUGCACACCUCUGGCUGGAAAGUGGUCUAUUCCGGGGACACCAUGCCCUGCGAGGCUCUGGUCCAGAUGGGGAAAGAUGCCACCCUCUUGAUACAUGAAGCCACCCUGGAAGAUGGUUUGGAAGAGGAAGCAGUGGAAAAGACACACAGCACGACGUCCCAAGCCAUCAACGUGGGGAUGCGGAUGAACGCGGAGUUCAUCAUGCUGAACCACUUCAGCCAGCGCUACGCCAAGGUCCCCCUCUUCAGCCCCAACUUCAACGACAAAGUGGGAAUUGCCUUUGACCACAUGAAGGUCUGCUUUGGAGACUUUCCAACAAUGCCCAAGCUGAUUCCCCCACUGAAAGCCCUGUUUGCUGGCGAGAUCGAGGAGAUGGAGGAGCGCAGGGAGAGGCGGGAGCUGCGGCAGAGCAGGAUCUGCUGUGCUCCACCUUGGAGAAGGCUCUCUGCUGUAGUGUGGCAGCUGCCUGGUACCCGAGUGGCUUGGAAGUCAGCUCCCAUCAUAGUGAGCACCUCUGGAACCUGUCCUCAGAGAGCCACCCUUAUUCGCCAACCAAACUAGAGAACAAAUUUCCCAUCCACAGGAGUGGGCUGCCUUCCCAGUGGUGAGAGGUAUCGCUGCGGCUCUCUGAGCAAGAGUGAGUCAGUGGGGCAGGGUCCAGCAGAGGAUGACUCCAGUUCAAUUUGCUGUAAUGGACAGAGGAGCCCUGACCCAGGGGCAGGUCCUCGGGAUGGAAAACUGACUUUUGGCUGAAGCUGUCCAGUGGCUUCUGGCUCCCGUAACAGUGGUAUGUGAGCAAAUCCUCCGGCCGCAGAACCCUUGUUUCUUCAUUACUUUAUAUGUUGUGCCUCAAUCCUGCAUCCUUGCUGCUGAGGCUUUCUUCUCAUUCUUGUUUCUUUCUAGAAUCGUACCCUCUGGUCUAAGCAUGUAUGGAUCGACUGCAUUUUUCAUUGGUUUUUUUUUUUUUUUUUGGAGACGGAGUCUUGCUUUUGUCGCCCAGGCUGGUGUGCAAUGGCGUGAUCUCCGCUCACCACAACCUCCAACUCCCAGGUUCACGCAAUUCCCCUGCCUCAGCCUCCUGAGUAGCUGGGAUUACAGGCGCACGCCACCACGCCUGGCUAAUUUUGUGUUUUUAGUAGACACAGGGUUUCUCCAUGUUGGUCAGGCUGGUCUCGAACUCCCAACCUCAGGUGAUCUGCCUGCCUCAGCCUCCCAUAGUGCUGGGAUUACAGACAUGAGCCACCAUGCCCGGCCAAUCAACUGCAUUUUUCAAAGCACAUCAUUGCCCUGACCUCCUUUGCCUUACCUUCAUUUCCCUUUUCCCAAUCACCCCAUAGAAUGACAAAUCCAUUAUACCUUUAAUUGAAAAUGAAUUGGUAAAGACAAUAAAUUCAAACGUCCAGGAGAUACUUGAUGGGCAAAUAUCUUGAGAGAGUGAUCACUAACCUGUUAGGCUUAAGUGAGGACUGGCUGUGUGUGGGUCUGAUUUUUUUUUUUUUUUUUGAGAUGGAGUCUCACUCUGUCACCCAGGCUGGAGUGCAGUGGCGCGAUCUCGGCUCACUGCAAACUCCGCCUCCCAGGUUCACGCCAUUCUCCUGCCUCAGCCUCCCAAGUAGCUGGGACUACAGGCGCCUGCCACCACGCCCAGCUAAUUUUUUGUAUUUUUGGUAGAGGCGGGGUUUCACUGUGUUAGCCAGGAUGGUCUCCAUCUCCUGACUUCAUGAUCCACCUGCCUUGGCUUCCCAAAGUGCUGGGAUUACAGGCGUGAGCCACGGCGCCCAGCCAUGUGUGUGGGUCUGAUUCUAGAAGAAAUUAUCUUGUAAGUCCUAAGGGAGAGGUCAGAAGCUCUUCCUUCACCCUGCCCCACCCCUACUCCCUCCAAGGAACAAGGUCUGUUAGGAGGACACCUCAUGUAUUCGCUGGGUGUGUCAGUCUGCAGUGUGGACAGAAGGACAUGCCCUUCAGAAUCCUACCAACGUGGACUCAAAUUUCUAUCCUGCCACUUACCCGCUGUAUUCCCUGGGUCAACUUAUUCAAACAUCUUCUAUGCAAUUGGAGGAAAAAGAUUUUCUCUGCAGCAGUGUAAUAAUUAAAUAAGAUCAUGCAAGUCAAGUACUACAUAAUCAUGACAUAAUAAAACCACUUAACUUUCCAAUUUCA